Messenger RNA from Glarea lozoyensis ATCC 20868, 2004 nucleotides. RefSeq lists its product as uncharacterized. Gene Ontology annotation, biological process: peptidyl-L-cysteine S-palmitoylation; protein targeting to membrane. Gene Ontology annotation, molecular function: protein-cysteine S-palmitoyltransferase activity. The transcript has 2 exons. Gene Ontology annotation, cellular component: Golgi apparatus; endoplasmic reticulum. The record is from RefSeq and is a predicted model, not a curated record. NCBI's taxonomy places the organism in Eukaryota, Fungi, Ascomycota, Leotiomycetes, Helotiales, Helotiaceae. The coding region runs from base 1 to 2004 and encodes 667 amino acids.
AUGGCUUCGAGAGACGCUGCUGGAAAUAGACCACAUUCGACCGAUAUGGAUAAUUCAUUUCCCAACCCCGUACCCGACAGCGAUCGAGGCGAUGGCGAGAGUAUAUUAUCAUCUCGGAUGACCGACAUAGCCUCAGAUGAUGGGGGUGAACACGGAAUGGCACCUGCUAGUCGAGGCGCACGCUUGCCAGGACACCGAGGAGGUGCGGAGACAUCAAGACCGAAUACUGCUGUGACAGGAGUAUCAUCGCAGAGAGGAGGUUGGGGCCAGUCCCCCCCGUCUAGAAGAGGAUUUGCCGCUGGUAAUAAUAUGCAACGUGGGAGUACGAUGGGCAGUGUUGCUGGAUCUGCGACGGAAUCGACCGGGACUCGACCACAGAGUUCGAGUAGGACUCAUGUGCCAUCAUUGACGUCGCAUGCUUUUUUCCGCCCCAUGAACGCUCAAAGGUUACAAGCUCAAAGAGGUGUCAGACCUUUCGUACCACAGCCGAGCGACGAUGGAUCUGUAGAUGGAGGGAGCAGUGUUGCAAGGAAUAGUGUUACCUCGAAUCCAAUUGGAAGGAUACAGAGCACUGUGGAUGAAGAUGGUCUACCACCGCCAUCACGAGGUACUGAAAUGACAGAGCAGGAGACGGCGGAGAGAGUAACAGCAAACACUAGCCCUACUCGUGGACACUACCCGACCGGAAGCUUGUCGGAAAGUGUGAGACCACUCCAACGACCCAGCAACAAUAAAGGCUUAAGCCUGAAUAUUGAUAAAAAUUAUAAGCAUGGGCUUGGGGCAAAUCUGCCUACUCCUGCUAAAUCACCUCGGUCUUUUCGAUCUAGCUUUCUCCUACCCAGCCGAGGUGAUAGUCAAACUAACCAUCCUGAUCGCAAUACCCAAGGGAGAGAAAAGUUGGCUUCUGUCGCUUCUUCUCCAGGCAUGCCACCAGAACCACAAAAGCCCGUUCCCAAACCUGCAAAACUCGGUACAAACUAUCAAUAUUUCACUGGAAACACCGUCUUCUUCUGGGGCGGUCGAUUACAAAACUCGCGAGAUAAACCAGUCAAUAUAGCUACUGGCUUGCUCACUAUAUUACCUGCGGUCCUUUUCUUUACAACUUCUGCACCAUGGUUAUGGCAUAAUAUUUCACCAGCCAUACCUAUUGUCUAUGCUUACGUGUUUUACAUCUGCAUAUCAUCAUUCAUCCAUGCUUCCGUUUCGGACCCUGGAAUUCUACCACGAAACCUUCAUCCCAUGCCACCUGUUGACGAAAACGAGGAUGCACUCGCCAUCGGGCCAUCAUUGAAUGACUGGACGAUGAUCAAAUCAGCACAAUCAAGUGCAGCUGCCAUGGAGGUACCAACAAAAUACUGCAAAACCUGCAAUAUUUGGCGGCCUCCUCGUGGCCAUCACUGCCGAGUAUGUGACAAUUGUAUCGAAACUCAGGAUCAUCACUGCGUGUGGCUCAACAACUGCAUCGGAAGACGAAAUUACCGUUAUUUCUUCGCCUACGUUAGCUACUCUACUUUAAUGGGUGCCAUUACCAUUGCAGCAUGCCUGGCGCAAAUUCUUGUCUAUAUGAACAGAAACGACAUAAAUUUCAAGCAGUCAAUCAGCCACUUCCGUGUCCCGUUUGCCACGGUCAUCUACGCCGUUAUCGUCACCCCUUAUCCCGCAGCAUUAAUGGGCUAUCACCUUUUCCUUAUGGGCCGUGGCGAAACCACCAGAGAAUAUCUCAAUUCUCAUAAAUUCCUAAAGAAAGACCGCCACCGUCCUUUCACCCAAGGAAGCGUCCUCAAGAAUUGGUUCGUUGUGCUUUGUCGACCAAGGCCUCCUACGUACCUAAACUUCAAGCGAAAAUACGAAGAAGGGGAUCAAAGAUUCGGCGAGAGAAAAGGAAAAAGAACUGCACCUAUCAAAAAAGAGUUUCAAGGCGGUGCUGCACUUUCUGCAGCCGACGUCGAGAUGCAGAAUGUUAAUAAUGGCAGUCGCGAAUUCCAGGGGUCGAACGCACAGUAA